GGCCUGGGCGCUCGCGGCAGCCUCAGCCGCGUCCCCCGGCUGCGGCACCAGGUCCCCCAGGGUUGGGCGCCGGGUCCCGCAGGCCGGUGUCUGGGGCAGCGCCCGCGCCCCGGUGCCAGGCCGUGGGAAGGUGACCCUAGGCGGCAGGAUUCUAGCCCCUUCCGGUCUGGCCAGCCGGGCGCUUCCGGCCGGAAGGGGCUUCGUCAGGGGAGGGGAUUGAAGGGAAGUCCCGCCUCUGCUGCGGAGGCCACCGAGCUCUGGGCCAAGUCCGGCGGGGGCGGACAGGUCGAGUUCCAGAGCUGCCAUGAUUGAAGUGGUAGCAGAGCUGAGCCGAGGUCCUGUGUUUCUGGCGGGGGAGGCGCUGGAGUGUGUGGUGACUGUCACCAACCCUCUGCCCCCCACGGCCACUUCUGCAUCCAGCGAGGCUCUGGCCUGGGCCAGUGCCCAAAUCCACUGCCAGUUUCAUGCCAGUGAGACCCGAGUAGCACUGCCUCCCCCAGACUCCAAUCAGCCAGAUGUUCAGCCUGAGAGCCAGACUGUCUUUCUACCACACCGAGGUGAGAGGGGUCAGUGUAUCCUUUCCACGCCACCAAAAAUCCUAUUCUGUGACCUGAGGCUAGACCCUGGGGAGUCCAAAUCAUACUCCUACAGUGAAGUGCUGCCCAUAGAGGGACCACCCUCCUUUCGAGGUCAGUCAGUCAAGUAUGUCUACAAACUGACCAUUGGCUGCCAGCGUGUCAACUCACCCAUCACUUUACUCAGGGUCCCUCUGAGGGUUCUUGUGCUGACUGGACUUCAGGAUGUCCGGUUUCCCCAGGAUGAGGCUGUAGCCCCAUCCAGUCCAUUCCUAGAGGAGGAUGAAGGCGGGAAGAAGGAUUCGUGGCUAGCUGAGCUGGCUGGGGAGCGCCUCAUGGCCGCCACAUCCUGCCGCAGCCUCCAUCUAUACAAUAUCAGUGAUGGCCGAGGAAAAGUUGGGACAUUCGGCAUCUUCAAAUCUGUAUAUAGACUUGGCGAGGACGUGGUGGGGACCUUAAACUUAGGGGAAGGAACUGUUGCUUGUUUGCAGUUUUCAGUAAGCUUACAGACCGAGGAGCGUGUACAGCCUGAGUACCAGCGGCGCCGAGGGGCAGGGGGUGCCCCCUCUGUGUCCCAUGUGACUCAUGCCCGACACCAGGAGUCCUGCCUACAUACAACCAGAACCAGCUUCUCCCUCCCCAUCCCUCUCAGCUCCACCCCAGGCUUCUGCACAGCCAUCGUGUCCCUAAAGUGGCGACUGCAUUUUGAAUUCGUAACAUCCAGAGAACCAGGUUUGGUGCUCCUACCGCCUAUGGAACAGCCCGAGCCUGUCACCUGGACGGGGCCUGAGCAAGUCCCUGUAGACACCUUCAGCUGGGACCUCCCCAUCAAGGUGCUGCCUACAAGCCCGACCCUGGCCUCGUAUGCAGCCCCAGGCCCCAGCACCAGCACCAUAACCAUCUGAAACUGGCUCACCGCAGCACUACUUUUACUUUCUUCAGGCUACUGAGGACUCAACACCUGGACCCUACUAGGGCCCAAUGUUUUUCCACCUGGGGCCCAAUGGCAUGGACAAUGAGAAGCAGGCUUCCAGCUGUAGCAUUAAUUUAUUUAUUCAGAAUAAAUUGGCAGCUGCUAGUGGUUUCCCUGGAAGUGGCAGCAGCAGUGGCAGUCAGCAGAAGGGGGAUCAGUUCGGUUUAGCUGGAGUGGGGAGCAGGAGCCCCAGGAACAGGGGUGUUAGCUGAGCCCCACUCUGGGUCAGGCCCUCCCCCUUUGCAGGGCAGCCGAGGGUCAGAUUUUUGCACCAGGGAGAACUGGCAGGUUCCUGCCUCCUGUCGUACCUCACACUCAGCGGGGAAGUCGAUGGGAUGCUGGGACCUGGGGAACCAAAGGGUGGGGAAGGAGUCAGCACAGUGAAGGGCUACCUUUAUUCCCUCCCCACAGUCCCUCUCUUCCAGCGUUCCUCCCCUGUCUCCCCUUAGUGCCCUCUUGGCCCCCUAGCUAAAUUCUCACCUACCAUAGAUGGAUUUUUUCUGUUUCAUAGCAGAGUAUUUUUUCCUCUACAUCCGCCCCUACCUCACUUUGUAGCCUGAAGCUGGCUCUCUCACACUCUUACUGCUUCCUUCAGGUUCGGCCAGCCUCAUACUGCUGUGCUAUUCUUACUUUGUUCAUUCUAACAUGACAGCAAUCUAGUCACGCCUUGGCCACCAUCUCUCAUUCUCUGGCCGUUUUUGGUCACUCACGUGUCACAGCAGCCC
Pteronotus mesoamericanus is the source of this 2273-nucleotide messenger RNA. RefSeq names its product RGP1 homolog, RAB6A GEF complex partner 1 (gene RGP1). NCBI's taxonomy places the organism in Eukaryota, Metazoa, Chordata, Mammalia, Chiroptera, Mormoopidae. Gene Ontology annotation, biological process: retrograde transport, endosome to Golgi. The record is from RefSeq and is a predicted model, not a curated record. The transcript is spliced from 9 exons. Gene Ontology annotation, cellular component: Golgi membrane; Ric1-Rgp1 guanyl-nucleotide exchange factor complex. The coding region runs from base 305 to 1480 and encodes 391 amino acids.